AUGGCUUUUUACCUGCUUCUGAUUUCGUUUGUGAUUUUAUCUAUUGAACAUUCUCUGGGGAAAUCAGUCUCCGUGGAUUUAAAUUUAGCUCCUGAAUGGAAAGCUGAGAUAACAAAGAGAGCAUCGGACUACGGUAAUACUAUUAUUUGCAUUACUUUCAGGGUUAGAAACAACAAGGAAAGAUCGAAUUAAGCGUUAUAACCUUGUCAUAAAACCUUUUUGACGAGCUUUUAUUUGAUCGAUAAGCUUAGAUCUAUGUGUGAUGCGUGAACGGGGAACCCUCAAUUUAUUUUGAAUCUUAAAAUCUUAUUAUCGAACAGUCCAAUCGUUGUACGUUGAAAUGUAACAAAUGAUAAGAUAAUUUCGCUUGUAUCAGUUUCAAAUGAAUAUGUUUGAAUUCUUAUUAUGAUUCUGAUGGUUUGGUGUCCAUUUAACAUGUAAUUCACCUGACAAUGUUUUGUGAGGAUUUUGUUUUUUCCCGGUGGGGUGCCAAUUUGAAACUCAGCGGGUAGUAUUUUUUUUAGUUACCAUGUUCAGACUGCCUGUUUUUAUCUUAACAUCUAAGAAACAAAACAAACCAAACGGAAACGAAGAAUGACAGUAAUCGCCUGCUUGCCAUCUUUCUUAGCUUCUGUUCGUUUUUGUUCUUAGCAUCAGGGUAGCUGAAGUUUCCCCCUUUCUGUCAAGUUUGGUAUAGUUCACUUCACCAGCUGUUUAAUUGAUUUCUCUCCACUAGUUAAUCAAAUAAAGACCGGAAGAUAAAAUACUUAUGAACUGACCAUAUUGAUAUCAGGUCUGUCACUAAAGGCCACAGGACCCAGGGAUUUCCCCUUUUUCUGUCAUAGUUAUGUUUCUGCAGUCUUUUGGCAUGUUUUUGAUAGCUGACAAGAUUAUUUUGUCAUUACAGUCACUAAAGGGAAUUUGAUAGUCUUAAGUUCAUGUAAGGCAGCUUUCACACCUGGUGCCCGGACACAGUGCCCAAGAAUGGUACUUGCUGGGCACUAAUGUGAACACAACCUUUUAAUUUUGUAAGUACUUAUGCUAGAAUUCAGGCACAGUGCCAGUACCCAGUAGUACACGGGCACAAAAGACUGGCACCAGGUCACUGUGUGUACACCGUUUUUCUCAGUUCUGGUAUAGUCCACUGCUUUCUACUAGUUGCUAAGCUAAUGUUUCAAAAUGGCAUCGAACAGGGUGAACUGGAGUAACUAUAAACGUACACAGUUACAUAACAGGUACCUUAGGGGUUAACAUGACACUAUUUUUUGCGCCAAUACCUGGGCACCAUGUGGACAUCCACUUAGGCAGGGUUGACACUUGUUAUGUACCUGGGCACAAUACGGUACUCGCUGGGCACUAAUGUGAACACACCCUUUUUUCAAGUAGCCAAGCUAAAAUUUGGGUGUGUACAAGGUCUUGACCUUGUACGUGGGUACAAAAGUGGGCACUGGGUCCCUUUGUGCACACAAUAUUUAUAAGUUCUGGGCAGUCCACAGCUUUGUUCUCGCUGCUAAGCUCAUGUUUCAAAAUGGCGUCUAACAGGGUGAAAUGGAGUAACUACGUACACAGUCAUAUAUCGGGUACUCAAAGUGUGAACACAACACUAUUUUGUGCUGGUAAUCAGGCACCAGUUCCUGGGCACCGUGUGGACAAACCCCUUUAAAUUCUUGUUAAGUUCUGAGCCCCGCCCAUGUUAUAAUUUGGGGACUGGGAUGAUUUCUGUUGAUCAGAUGUGGGGGGAGAUUUGGUUGAUAUUGUGGGGAGUACUACAAAAGAGACAGUCUCCAGAUUUUAGAUCUUUCUCUAGAGAUUUGAGUAUUUGAUGAGAUGCUUGGCCGACAUAGAAACUGUGUUGUUUGAAAAGGAGUCCUGUUGUAGUAUUGAUAAAAGUGAGUUCCAACCCUAACAAAAAGUGUGAAAUGUCAUGAAGAGAAUCAAGGAAGAGGUGUGAACAAGCUUUUUCAAUUUGGUGAGGGAGAUCACUCAGAGAAUAAGGUCAAACAAGUUUGGAUUUAACAGGGACCUGUGUGUCUUUAGUUGCAUUGGCGUUCUCAGCAUUUUCUUGGUAAUAAAAUUAUCCUUUUUGUUGCUUUUGACAGUGCAGCACACUAUUCUUCCAUUUGUUGCAAAAGAACUCAAUGACUUGAGUGUACCAAAUAUCAAUGGAAACAUCAAGACUCCACUGGGGGAUGUACAGUAUGAUCUCUCCAAGUAAGUCUAUAUCCUUGUUUUUAUGAAUGGAAAAGACUGAGGAGAAGAGGACAGGUAUGAUCCUGUUUGAAAAAUUGAAUGCAUCCUUUGAAAAACCGUACAUCUUAUACGCACAUGUUUCAUCGAAGAAGUGGAAUCCUCUAAGAACACAUUUGGGGAAGGCAUUCAGAUUUACUGGCAAGACUUAGUCAUUUUUGGAUGUAGAGCCAAAGAGGAGGAUUAUGCUUUACAAAGGUCUUCAUGGUACUGUCAAUUUUUUUUUCAGGAUCAAGUUAUCAAAUGUGGUAAUUCAAAAGUCCAAUAUGUCUUUGAUACCAGAGCAUGGCUUAAAGCUUCUGGCUGAUCAUGCCGCAGGGAAUGUUGAAGCUGCCUGGCACUAUAAGGAGAGUGCAUGGUAAGCAAGGAGCAACAAUAUGGCUGAGUGGUCAGUAUGUGGGACUCGCACCCUGGAGGUUAUGGGUUGGGAUCCCAGUCUAACCACUGGCUGCAUUUGUUUUUAGUCAAGUUCCAAGUCCACUUCCUCUGCUACAUGCUUGUAAAUUGCUAACCGGUUACCCCCUGCAAGUUGUGGCUUUCAGUUCUACAAAUUUACUUUCUACUGAGAGAUAGUAAUAAAAAAAAAUAAUUAUUACUUAAUAAUAAUAAUGAUAAUAAUAAUAAUAAUAAUAAUAAUAGUACACUUUAUUUAAAGAGGGUAGCACGGAAUAGUUACAGAAACCAGUAAACUUGUGGCUCUCUAUCUAAAUUAAAAUUACAAAAAAAAAACAUAAGGUUCCAAAUAUACAAAGUCUAAGUACAAAAUGAAUAAAACUAAGGAAAUAUAGAAGUUUGUUUUAAUAUCCAACUAAAUUGUGUGGAAACCGGCCAGAGUAACAGUAACAGUCCUUGCGUUUAACGUUGUUUCUUUUCCUGUCUAGGCCGCAUAUUUCUGAUUCAGGAACAUGUGUGCUGUCAGUCAAAGAUCUUUCACUUGGAAUGGCUUUUUAUGUUGACGGUUAGUUAUAAUAUACCCAACUUGAGGCUGAGUCAUCAUGUGAUACAAAGAUAUUACCACAUGCAUCAGGAAUCAUUAUUUGUUUCUGGGAAACUGCCCACCUACCCCUCCCCUAAGGCAACAUUUUGCCCUAACUGAGAAGUAAGUAUUAAUGUUGGCUUAGGGGAGGGGUAGGUGGGCACUUUCCCAGAAACGCAUAAUGAUCCGGCAUGGAUCAUCAGCACAUAAAAAGAAACAUGCUGUUACAAUGGUGCAGUGAUGUGCCACUCAACAGGUUCUGUACCUACAUAUGCUUGUUUCAUCUGUACAUCAGCCCUUAAAAAUAGGUUCAAAGUAAACAUCUUCUCCAGUUUAGGGUUUUGAAGUGCCAUAAUUAGAUCUGACAAGACUAGCGGUGGGUGACUAUUUUAGGGGUGGUGAAUGGUAAAAUCCGAGACUCGCCGAGACGCCGAGAUCCUAGUUAGAAAUCCAAGCCUGAGACUCUUUGGUAAAAAGUUUCGAGACUCAAAAAAGUAAAAACAAACCAUGAAAAAACGAGACUUCGAGACUUAUCAUAAACGCUUCCAAGAUUUCGAGAUCCUGACAAAUUUUCCAAGACCCAUGUUUUUCGAGGUACCAUUCACCACCCCUUAUUUUUUUCUUUUUUUGGCUAAAAGGUGAUUUGGAGACAAAGGAUGCCAAGGUCAGUGCAAAGGAUUGCUCAAUAAACAUCGGCACCUUACAUGUCAAAUUCAAAGGAGGAGCAAGGUAAUGACCAAUAAUUUGUUUCUCAUUGGAUUUUCGACAAAACAAAAUUAAACUAAAUAAUGUACAGUUAAAUAACCUACAGUUCUUGUCUUUAAGAUCCUGGUGUGAGGGAAAUUUGCCAGUCUUAGCUAUCUACCCUCAAAAUAAUAAUCUUAAUAUCUAACUGCCCUCAUUGUGGUCACCCAUGGGACUGUGAGUGGGUGUCUGUAGUCGUUAAAGCCCUUAGUGGCACUUAAUUUCUUUCAAACGGUAAUAGCGAGGCAUUUUCAAUACAAGUAUACAGCCACUGUACUUAUGAGCUUUUUACAGCUGGUCAGUCAUGUUGUACAAAUUAAAAUACCAUGCUGGAAAGCAAAAAAAAAAAACAAAGCCAGGGUUUUCAUUUAGAAUUCUAGUAGCAGGAGGAGGAUGUAAUGUUACCAGAGAAUAUUUUGAAAGCGUCUCCAUGUCUGAAAAAUAAAGCGUUCUAGGCUACCAAAUAUUAGCCAGAAAAUUAGUGCAGUAAACAGAGAAUUUUCCAAUGUUCAAUGCCUAAUGACCACUCUGAACAAACCACUGUGAUGACACAAAGAAAACUAGCAUUUUAAAUGAUGUGAGCUCUCUGUUUGUCUUAUGGCAGUGUGUCCCUUGCAUUCUAGCAUGAUGUUUCUGACCAGCUGCAAAGUAUGCCUAUUGGUCUAUAAUUCUACAAUGAGGAUUCAUAGCUUUAGACUUACCGGUAAUUCUAGUCUUCAUUGAUUUCAACUUGUUCCAGAAACAACAAAAAAAAGGUCUAUAUACAAUUACCCACAAAAAAGUGCAGGGUAAUUUAUUAUAAACAUGAGAAAGGUUAAAAUAAAAUAAUUGAUUUUCUCUGCAGCUGGCUUUAUAACAUGUUUGCUGAUGGACUGGCAUCACACCUCAAAGAUCAACUGACCAAACAGGUUAGAAAUUCCAUCAAUUAUUUUAAUUUGAGAUAUUUUUGCUAAGUGGUUUCCUUGUGAAAGCUUAAAAAAUAAUAGGAACCAAUAUAAACUCUGUUCUCUGUUCUAUUUCUCACAAGUCAACAGAUGUAGACAAGAAUCAGACACUUGCACAAAUUUAGUAAAGAAGCUUUGGUUUAAAUUUCUUAAUUAAUUUUUACUAUUUUUCUGAUAAAGAUAUGUGACGCAGCUAUCAACAUGAUUGACUCCAAAGCUACCAAGACGCUGAAUACAUUUCCAAUGAUUAUGAGGAAAUUUGCCACGGCAUAUAUGCAUUAA
Messenger RNA from Porites evermanni, 5193 nucleotides. The record is from the annotation of a GenBank genome assembly. NCBI's taxonomy places the organism in Eukaryota, Metazoa, Cnidaria, Anthozoa, Scleractinia, Poritidae.